CUCUCCGAGCGGAGAGGGCUAGUUGACCAGCUCCAAGCUAGCCCGACCUCAGCCAGUGCGUGGGCCAAUUUUUUGAAGAAUGAAGAAGCGAUAGUGCGCUCAAAUGCCGCGGGACGCUUCAGUAAGGGCAACCCCGGAUUGUUGCAACUUUUCCAACGUUCUAUCGACCUUGUGCCACGCGCGCGCGGUACAGCAUCAGACGAAUACAAUUACCUGCUGAUUGGUAACGCAAGGCAUCAGUGGUACCGCAACGAGGAUGAGGGCCGAGAUCUAUUUAAGAUGCUGAAAAACCAUCAUCUGUGCGACAGCUGCGCUAUGCUCUACUACGAGUGGGCGUUGCUGGAGCACCAGGCGGGGAACGCCAGCAAGGCUCUAUCGGUGAUUGAAAAGGGUCUAAAGGCGCGUGCAGAGCCGCGCAGCAUGCUAGAGGACCUUAUAAUCCAGCUGCAGUCUCUACCCCGCACCACGCCUACCGCGGACGUAACUAUGGGGGAGCCCUUGGCUACUACCCAGGAGCGCAAAGUGCACUUCCAGGACGUGUCUAUGGCUUCUGCGGGUCACGGCUUGACAGAUGGCAUCACGGCAAGUCGGCGCCUUCCUCCCUCGACUCCGGGCACCCAUCUGAAGGUUAACGACACGUGCGCCACCACCACCCCCUACACGCAGCUGUCCGGAGCCAGUAGCUCAGCCAGCAAGUCUAGCACCUCAAUUGCACCGGUAGACCUUAGCCUAAUUGGCUUCAUGCCUAGCAAGAGCCAGGCAUCAUGCCUAAGCAACGGCUCCGAAGACGACACCAUAAACUGUCGCUCUGCACGCGCAGCGGAGGAAGGUCGGACCCACAACUCGCUAGGUAACGGAGCGCCCGCAAUGUCUGUAGGCGGCAGCAGCGGCAACACAGCGACUGUUACCAUGCCUGCGGGGAUUUCCUCUACGCUUAACUUGGCAGCUGGGGCAGCAGCCAUUGCGGCGUUUGGUGGAGUUGGUGGCGUGGUCGGGAGCAGCGGCAGCACUGGGGGCGGAAACAACACUGGCAACAUGAGCUUGGGGCUGCGGCGGUUCGGCUUGAAGAGCAAAGCGGUGCGUUUUACAAGUACCACCACGGCUACGGAGGGAGUCAGCCCCCCGUCGGGUAGCGACACCUUGCCCAUGCCCGCCAGCGCCACAACCAGCAUGCCUAGCAGCGGCAGCGGACCCCAACCGGCGACCUCUGUUGGGCGCGAAGCUGGUACUACGGGGGAAGCAGCUGCCUUCGUGGGUCCAGCAUCUCGCCCACAGGAGCAGGCGGCGGCAGCAAGUGGCGCCAUGCCUAGCUUCAACCCCACAUCCGCGUUUGAUGCGGCUACCGGGAGGCCGACGGCUAAGGAGGCUGACGAGUUGAUCACACGCAAGCGGCGAGCAGCAGCUGAUGCAGCGCAGUCGCCUGUACGCCUUGUGGCUUCGGCUGUGCUUCAAGAAGAGGGCAAGCGGCGCCAGUCGCCUCCUGAGGAUCAGCCCCAUGGUUCCGGUUCGGGUUCUUUGGGCCUGGCUUCCGCAGCGCUCGCUCGCAGCGCUGCCGUUAAGGCAGCGUUCACCGCCGAGAUGCAGCCUCGCGCUGGGGAUUCGACGGCCCGGCUUGACGGCAUGCAGACAGGCUCCGCGGGCGUUGCCCCGUCACAUGAACCGGGCUUCCUCGGGUCGACCGCUGUCGCUCAGACUCCGGCCAGCUGCAGCGCCGGCAACAAGCAAGGGCUUUUAGCUGCAAUGCCUUCGCUUUCCGCAGUGGCGGUCGGCAGCGCAGCCCCGCCACAGUCGGCUGCAGUGUCAAUGGCACGGACGGCAACAACGUGGGCGGGUGCAGCGGCUUCGAGAGUUUUCACAACGACGGGACCGGCCGUGGACGAAAACCUUGCUCCCCAUGUGGCGUCUUCAGCACCCAUGGCCAUGGACGAGAACCGGGCGCCAUCGGUGCCGGCUGCGAAGGUGUACAAGCCGCCGCCACCCGUCCCAGCAAGCACGCCUUCAGUACAGCACCAGCUAGACAGUCGGGAGCCGUUGAGACCAAUGGGGCAUGCAUCUUCGCGGUCAUCGCACCAGGGGCCGCCCCAGCCUCAACAGCCGCCCAUCCAGCAGCAGCAGCCCCAACCCACCAGCUCCCAGCAAGCUGCUCGUCCACAGACGGGCGGGUUCCAGUGGCCUGAGCGUCUGGAAGGGCACCAGGGACGCCCCUUGGAGAACGAGAUGUACGUAUAUGUACACGGCAUCCGCUAUCAGAAGCUGGACCUGGCCGGCAAGGGUGGCAGCAGCAAGGUGUAUAAGGUGCUCGGCCUCAAUCGCGGCAUUUACGCGCUCAAGCGUGUGCGGUUUCAGAACAAGGAUGAAGAGGCUGUGAAAGGCUUCAUUGACGAGAUUAGCCUGCUGCGUCAGCUGCGUGGCAAGCCCAACAUCAUCCAAAUGAUUGAUGCGCAGGUGUUUCGCGACGACGGUCUCGUCUACAUGGUGCUAGAGUACGGCGACAUUGACCUGGCGCGGCUGCUGCAGAGCCACGAGGAGGCGCGACGACGCGCAGCGGCCGGCGGCGGCAGCGGCUCGGCUGACAACAACAGCAGCUCCGGCGCGGGCAGCUUGGGACCCGGCUGCCAGGAGAUUGAUGCAAACUUCAUCCGGCUAUACUGGCAGCAGAUGCUGCAGGCGGUGAAGUGCAUCCACGACGCGCGGAUCGUACAUGCGGACCUAAAGCCCGCCAACUUUAUGUUGGUGCAGGGGCAGCUGAAGCUCAUUGACUUUGGCAUAGCAAAGGCCAUUCAGGGCGACACCACGUCGAUCAACCGCGAGUCGCAGGUCGGCACGCUGAACUACAUGUCGCCCGAGGCCAUCCAGGGAGGCAGCCAGAACCCCCUGGGCGGGCCGCCGCUGAAGGUUGGCCGCCCGUCUGACGUCUGGAGCCUGGGCUGCAUCCUGUACCAAAUGAUCUACGGCCGAACCCCCUUCGCGGACCUGUCGUUCAUCCCCAAGAUGAAUGCCAUCUGCAAUCCAGCCUACCAGGUUCCCAUGCCGGAAUGCGGCGAGCCUGAUGCAGUGGACACCAUUCGGAGGUGCUUGGACCGGAACCCCAAGACCCGCAUUUCACUCCAGGAGCUCCUAGACCAUCCCUUCCUGCACCCCAACCGCCGCAAGCAGCAGCCGCCCCGGCCGCCGCAACUAGCACCGGCGGGGUUGACUGAAGAACAGAUCAAGGCGAUCCUAAAGCUUGGAGUGUCGGGCGGCGGCGACCUGGACUCCAUAGCACGACACGUCAUGCAGCAACUUCGGAGCAGCGGGGAGGGGCCCCUGACGUCGGCGGCUGCCCCAGCUCCCGCGCCACAGCCAGUCGCAGCGGCUCCUCCGCCACCCCCACCGCCGCCGCCGCCACCCCUCUUCUCCGCAGCUCCACGCGCCCCGGCACCCGCGCCUCCUCCUCCACCGCCACCCCCGCCACCGCCACCGCCAAUAGCAGCUGCUGCUUCUGGGGCUGGAUCCGGCGCCACUGCGCCCCGGGCUGCCAGCUUGCCGCAGGCACCGUCUGCGGCCAGCGCGCCACGAGCGCCCUCCGGUCCCAGCAGCAUGGGCGACAUUGCGGCCAUGGCGGCUGCUGCGGCCGCUAAGCGUGCCGCUAGGCCGCCUUCCGACCCGUUAGAGCAGGCCGCCAACAAGGCGCAGGUGCCGCCUCCGCGCGCUUCCGGGGGACCCUCGCUGCCCCUCGGAGGCGCCGAGCUCAUGGCCGCCAUCCGGCAACAGCGAGCGCAACUACGGCCCGUGCAAGAGCAGCAGCCGCAACAGCAGCCGCACCCCCAUGCUGCCGGCAACAGCGCCAGCGGCUCUUCUUCGCAAGCGGGAGGCAGUAGCUCCAGCGGCCUUGGCCGGCAUCUGCAGCAGCACGCGGGCGGCACCGACGGUGACAGCGGGCUGGAGGCUGUGCUGCGGCGAGGGCUGGAGCGGUUCCAUUUCGGCGACAGUGGCGGCGACACGCACGGGAACACGGACUUUAUCGAGGCUGCGAUGACGGCGGCACGGAGGGAAGGUUGAUAUGCCUGACGAUGGAGCAUGGAGACGGAGGAAAGGGCAGCCCCCAAGGGUGUUAGACCUAUGGAACCACGACGUGUGCAUCGGUUAUGUCUGCUGGUUACGUUAGUGGUAGUGGGCUGGGUAAGGUGGUUGCAGGUGUUCGGGGCGUGCGACACCAAGGUGCGCUUGGUGUCGCUGGUCUGAGAACGAUUUGAGCGUCCGUGGCUGCGGGGACCGCUAAAUGGACGAGGCUUAGGAGCAGGGUUGCAGGGCUUGUUCGUGGCUGGACUUAGUAUGGCCGGGCACGACGUUUGUAACUGCUAGGUACGGGACGGGUUUACUUGUACGCUAGAUGGGGAUGCAUGCAUGGGGGGAGUAUGUCGCAUAGCAGCGUUUGGUACUUAAACUGCAACAGCGGACACGCGCUUCAUUACCCAUUGAACACUACUGGCUAAUGCUCAAGAAGCCGUUCUGGGUUCACUUUUGUUCAUGAAUUUGCAUAUGCGACGCUUGCCUGUGACACGGGCUGUGGGUGCCACAAGUGUCCGUACGAUAUGAAAAGACACUACUUUGUAACACGUAGCAUUGGGGGCCUA
Messenger RNA from Astrephomene gubernaculifera, 4616 nucleotides. The record is from the annotation of a GenBank genome assembly. NCBI's taxonomy places the organism in Eukaryota, Viridiplantae, Chlorophyta, Chlorophyceae, Chlamydomonadales, Astrephomenaceae.